AUGGCGUUCUUGCACGGGGUGCUUAAAGAUGUCUAUGAGAAACAGCCUUACAAAGUAGGGAAAGAAAGCCAUUUGAAGAGUGUUGUUGAUGCUUUACAUAGUAAAUUAUGUUCAGGUCAUGAGGGUUUUAAGAGAGUCAUUGGUCACGUGGCCGACGGUGUCGGGAGGUAUAAUAGGGAAGUGGAGGGGAGUAACAACCAUGUUAAAAGCAAGAUUGAAGGCUUCGACAGGGAGAUGAAGAAACUCAAAACAACGGUAAGUAAAAUUUUAGAAACUCAUUCUGUUGCAGGUACGGAUGAUCCUCUGAAGAUUGAGCAAGCAGAGGAGCUGAUCAACAAGAGGCUGGAUGACUAUCUUAGCAAGGCUACGACUUUUAACCACACGUUAGAUAUGCACAAUAACCAGAUGGAAACUAGAAACGCAAUCAGUAAUCUUAGCGAUAAAUUACGUGGCAUGCUCGAUAAUGUUCAUAGGACCAUGGUGUAUGAAAAAACUCGGCUGACCGACUUGUCGGACAAGGAAAAAGACGAGUUGAGAGAGACGAAGGAGAAGAUUAAAACAACGCUCCAGAGUGCUGGUUCAUGUGUCAAUACGCAGAUUAGUGAGCGAGUCACUGCGUUCGCCACCGAAUUGAGAAAAAGAGUGCAGACCAUUUUUGAAAAGCUUGAGAUAGUUAACAGGGAUCUCCCGACGUAUGUGGACAGCCUGCAAGUGUGGAUCAACGAUACGGACAAAGACAUUGAAUCAGCGCAGAGGCAUGUGAAGGCGAUUACUGAACAGGCGGAAGGUGGUAUCACCAGUAACAAGAAUCCUAUUGAAGAUGCUGUAAAGGAGUUGGAAAAGACGAGAAGUGCCCUUGAUACGUAUAUUAGUGGCGAGCGAAGCGGGCUGACAGAGUUGGUAAAUAAAGUUAACGCGGCGAUUACGGCGCUUGGGGAGCAGUUUCCGGCUCUUAAAAGCCGCACUCUGCCGACGAGUAUUGAUGGGAUCUUUGACAAUAUCAGAACUACGGUUGCGCAAAUUAAUGGGAAGAGUGGGGAUGCAUUUUCUAUGGGUUUCGAGGGGAUUAAAGAUGCCUUUAAGAAGUACGCGGAGGGGUUCACUCAGGGGAAGUUUGAGGAUAUUGUCAAAAGCUGGAGUAAUGAGAUUGUGGAUAAGGUUGGUGGUGCAAGCGGGCUGCGAGGGUAUCUGGUAAGUCAUAGGAAACUUGGGCAUGGUAACGGAGGUAAUCUUAAUAAAUUGCUGCUGGCUAUCAAAAGGGAAAUUCCAUCACAGCUUAAGAGCGAAGUUAUUGAAGUGGCGGCUCAAACGUUCAGUAGUACUCCCGGAGAAAAUAUUGACACUGACUUGAAAGGAGUGCAAGCUGUUUGCAAAGGAUUCGCGGAUUCACUCUAUCCACAAAUUUCUAAGAAGGCUGGUGAGAUCAUUGGCGCGAUUAAGAGUGAUUUGACAUCGUUGGGGAUUACUAAAACCGGUGACAAUUACGAGAAAGACCUCAUAUCCGCCGUUCAACUCAUACUCCACCAUCUCGUUGGUGCGGCCAGAGGUGCAGCUAUGGAGCUUCACUCUUUAGUUAACGAGCAGAAACAGAUAGGCGGCGAGCAAACCACCAUGUCAAAGGUAAUAGAAGAAGCUCAUACAAAGGCCAAGUCACUCCACAGCCAGCUUCAGCAGGCGACUGGGAAAAUCGGCGGCAGAACCAGUGGCACCAACCACGCCCAAGCCGUCGACACCGCAAUUAAAGCUGUGAAAUCUAGAGCAGAAGACAUCACCAUCGAAAUAACUACGGAAGCUCUCCAACGUCUCUCCAAUGAAAUUAACGCUAACCUCCGUAAGCUCACCUCCACCAUUUCAGACUCCGCCUAUGCUGUUGGCUUAACAUUGGAAAACCUUAGAACAAAGAAAAUCGGCAAAAGUCCAAACAAAGGUGAGCUGCAGAAACUUCAACAGCAACUUCACGAUUUGAAAGCUCCAGUGUCGGUAGCGCAUGACACGGCAAAGAGAUUCCUUGCAGGUGUGGACAAUCUCGUCAAGGUCACAAUCCAAGACCUCAAAAGUGACGUCGAUGGACAGAUAGACACCGCAACUAAGCAACUCACUACGCACGCUCAAAAGCAAUACGUUCUGUCCGUAAGCUCCCUGCUCGUGUCAUUCUCAACAAAAGUUGAGACGGAAUUACAACCGUUGCCGAACCUGAUUACUAAGGAUCUGGAUUUAGGCGUGAAAGGUUUUAUGAAGACGUUCGAGAAACAUUUCAUGACUAGCCAGAAAUCGAUCAAAGGCAUUAGCGAUAUUAAGAAUACCUUUUCUCCUCCAGAGAAGUCUCCACUCAGCCAGGCAUCUGUAAAAUUGCAUGGAAGCAUCAAACGUUUGUUCCAACACUUGCAGAAGCAGGAAGACUUCAAGGCCUUCUUUCCGAAAACGCAGCCUUCUCAUGACGCUGCGCGUAGACUUCUUGAUGGUCUGGAAACGUCGCAGCAUUUUGAUCCCGCAUUUGUAGACAACCUAAACAGACUUAGGAAGUCACUUACCACAUUAACCGCAGAGAAAUCUUGUGAGCCCUCUGCACAUAUUCUCGACGCGCUGAGAGAGGGCUAUUCGGCUAUGAUCGCGGAGCUCGACAAGGUCUACAUGAACGUCUACGCGGGAGCGAAGCCUAUCGAUAAGUGGAGUGAACCUCUGCCUGCUGACCAACCAAGCAAGCCGACUGGCGCCACCCCCGAAACCAAGCUGACGCCAAAUGGCCGGCGUGGCGCUAAGGUCUGUCUAACCAUAGUUCCCAUUGUAUAUACAGCUUUGAAGCAUCUCAAGAAUGGCCUUGAAGAAGGUGAUUGGAAGGGUCACAAAAUCUACAACCCGGCCGAUCGCAAGUCCAGUUUACAUGAAUUGUUCUUCGCGGACAACGGCUAUGACGUCGGCUCUCCGUCAACGAUUUCGUGCGGUGAACUUAAUCACAGACAUGACUUUAAUGGUAGCAAUAUUCUUAAUAAUCUCAAUGGUGAUGCAGAUGCAUUGUUCACUUCUAGCCCUACGCCACUAGCCUCCCCUCUCCGUUCCGGUGACCAAGACAUACCCGUGGAAUACAAUGAGGAGGAUGGCGUAGUACCUAAAUUGCACAGCUACCUUAAACCAUACGCUCAGGUGGGACACCUAGCGACAUUCGCCGCCACUAGGACGCCUUGCAGUGUAUAUGAACAGUUGAUUUGGUUGACAGGUUUACAGUUCAACGGCGUGUAUGAUAAGCUUCAUGAACAUUGUGAUUCAUUGUUUGAGAAAAAACCAGAUGCGCAUAAUACAGAACUAAAUAUUCCGGUGCCCAUUCCAGCGUAUCCAAAUCCCAUCUCAAAUGACCGAAUUGAUUCCACAAUUGAACAUCUAACAUCGCGCGCUUACUACCUCCUGACUGGCAUCGUUGGCCAUGGCGAUGCUGAGUGCAGGUACGCCUGCGACUACUCGACCAAUUUCUUGAAAUUGAAAUAUCCGACGAACGGCCAGGACUGUCUGCAUACGCUGCUUGACAUCCUGCGUAAAAUUACACCAGCACUUAACUUCAUGUGUAAGCAAUGUAGUUCUCCAGCAGCAGACUUUGGCUGGCGCGAUUGCCUCUAUGGCAAAGGUAUCAGGUCAACCAAAUGGCCAUGUAACGAGCAUGUUACCGACCAACGUAGGUGCCAAGCAAAUGAUCAGUCAACUGACAAAGCAAUUGGCCAACCAAAAUGCGAAUCAAACUGCCAACCAACCUCACCACUUAUGAGCUACCUAAACGAUUGCCUUCCAGGUCACCUACCGCACCAAUUACAAUCCGUCGGUUGUAAAUCCAUUUGUGCUACGUGCCCCAAAUCCACACCUGGCAUGCCUUGCAUAACUCCAUUAGAGUUCAGAGCUUUCUCGGGCUCUACGAAAACGGGUAGAGAUAUGUGUGAUAUUAUCCGUGCUUUCCUUGACUUUGAUGGUAUUUCGUGCAUCUUCUCCCUUGCACCAAAACCUCCCUCCACAUUACCUGAGCACUUCGGUUUUGCAUUGUCUCUAGCAAAUGGUCUUAGCGGUCGGAAGCCAAAGAAUGUUGACGGUGUUAAGUCAUUUUCAGAGGCCUUCGAAACAUCACUCUCCAACCGUUCUAUCAAGAUAUACGAUGUCGUUGACGAUUUCAUAAUGCCGCUCUGCAAUGCAUACGGAGACGGCAGGUGCGGUGAACUCGGAUGCGAUAACUCGCACCUAGUGAGUCUUACAUCUGCGGCCACGUGUAGCAGCAACAACCGACACUGCGCUCCAUAUUUCCAAACAUCAUGCUCCGAAGUUUACAAAUACAUGAGCAACAAAAGUGCUGACACAUGCCUGUCAUGGUCGGUAUACCUGGCAUGGAAAUUCCAUGAAUGCCUUGAAAGUCUUCUCAAGUCACUCAAGGAUAUAUUAUGCGAAGACUGGGGCUGCCGAAAAUGUAUUGAGAGCGAUACUUGUAAGAGGGGAGAGCACGGUGUUUUGCAGGAUUCAUGUAAAUGCUUCUCCGUCGUCAGCUGUAGAGGCAUUUCACCAACACUCUAUAAAUAUGGAUUGCUGUUCGGAGACUCAUUCACGUUGAAUCAAGGCAUUUAUCGUAAAAAGUGCAGUGACUUAAUUACUCAGCUGCGUAAGGUAUUGAAUUCCAAAUAUUUCCAGGAUCUGUUUACAGAAUGUGACAAUUUCCUAAAAGAGAUCAGGUGGCCAUUUAUGCUAACGUUGUUAGCCCUCUGGUCGCUCUCGCUCCUGUACCUGCUGCACAUCACCGUCGUCCGCCUCGACGUCUUGAGGAUCCGCUCCCACCUGAGAUCACCCGCAAGCCACCGCAUCGCCGCGCAGUCCCUCCUCGCCGCCGCACGCGUCAAGGCACUCGCCAACGUCAAGUACUUCUCACCAUAA
Molecule: messenger RNA, 4896 nt
Organism: Babesia ovata
Lineage: Eukaryota; Apicomplexa; Aconoidasida; Piroplasmida; Babesiidae
Exons: 1
Coding region: 1-4896 (1631 amino acids)
Source: RefSeq, a predicted model, not a curated record